Messenger RNA from Solea solea (common sole), 8813 nucleotides. RefSeq names its product plexin B3 (gene plxnb3). The coding region runs from base 277 to 5964 and encodes 1895 amino acids. The record is from RefSeq and is a predicted model, not a curated record. Gene Ontology annotation, molecular function: protein binding; semaphorin receptor activity. NCBI's taxonomy places the organism in Eukaryota, Metazoa, Chordata, Actinopteri, Pleuronectiformes, Soleidae. The transcript is spliced from 41 exons. Gene Ontology annotation, cellular component: semaphorin receptor complex. Gene Ontology annotation, biological process: negative regulation of cell migration; positive regulation of axonogenesis; regulation of cell shape.
CUGUGUCGGACCUGUUGUGCGGCUCUCGGUUUGGAUCUCUGCUGCGUCUCCGCUCAACUCUGCGCCUUUUCUGGAAGUUUGUCGGGGCGGGUCAAACUGCGGCGGACCGCGAAGCAGAGCGCCGAGCUCAGGGAGAGUUAAACGUGUUUUUUAAGGAUCGCGAGGACGGAUUAUUUGAUUCGGCACGAACCACGAACCGUCCUCCUGAUGAAGAAGGCUCCUCUUCCUCUUCCUCCUCUUCCUCCUCGCAGACACAGCAGGUAAAGAGGAGCUGCCAUGUUGGCCUCCUCCAUCCCUCCAUCACUCCUCUUCCUCCUCUUCUUCCCUGCCCCUCCCUCCUGCUCUGCUGAUGUCACCGCGACCACUGACCCCUCCAUACUAACGGUGAAGCUGGACGGCUCGCCCCUCUCUCACAUGCUGCUCGACUCUGGGGCGGGGCGUCUGUAUGUGGGCGGAGUUGACCACCUAUACCAGUUGGCGCCGGACCUGGAGAUGAUGUCACACGUUAGGACCGGUCCACACUUGGACUCCCCGGACUGCCUCCCGCCAAUCAUCCCUAAGGACUGCCCCUCAGCCACACCCACUCACAACCACAACAAACUGCUACUGAUGGAGCCCGGUCAGGGGGCGGAGCCAGGGAGUCUGAUCGUCUGCGGUUCACUGUAUCAGGGAAUCUGUGAUAAAAGGAGUCUGUCCAACAUCUCUCAGUUCGUCUAUCAGACAUCAAACCCUGUGGACACUCAGUACGUCGCCGCCAACGACCCACGCAUCUCCACCGUCGCCACGGUCGUCACCGUCGACAACAGACAGGAAGUGAACGGCGUGCUGCGCCUGAUGCUGGUUGGUCGAGGUUACACCAGUAAAGGUCCCGGCGACAUCCCACCGAUCACCACGCGGCGUCUGUUCCCGGUGGUGCCGCCUCGCCGGGCGUUCUCUCAGGAGGAGGAGUUAGGGAAACUGGUUGUCGGGAGUUACUCAGAGUACAACAACCACUUUGUCAAGGCCUUCCUCCACGGCGACCACGCCUACUUCCUGUUCUCCAGACGCGACGUAUGGCACAAGAAAGAGUACCGGACGUAUGUGUCGCGGCUCUGCACCUCGGACCGCAGCUUCUACUCGUACGUGGAGGUGCCGCUGCUGUGCCGUGGCGGCUACAACCUGGCUCAGGGGGCGUGGCUGGGACACCACGGUGACGAACCGGCGCUGUUUGUCGUCAUGGCGGCGGGACAGGCGUCCACUCCCGUGGCGACGAGUCGAUCGGCGCUGUGCAUUUAUGGGAUGGCGCGGCUGGACGCCAUGCUGCGGCAAGCACAGGAAGUGUGUUACACAGAGGGUGGGCGGGGCCACAGCGGACAGGAAGAAGCCUACAUCGAAUACGCCGUGUCAUCAAAGUGUCUCAAGUUACCAAAGGUCUCUCUGCUCGAGUAUCCCUGUGGGGGAGAACACACCCCCAGCCCCAUUGCCAGCAAUGUGCCCCUCCCAGCCACGCCCACCUUCACGUCCACCACCCUGCUGACAGCUGUCACCACGGCAACAGAGGCAGGACAUACCAUCAGCUUCCUGGGAGACAGAAAUGGACAAUUACACAAGGUGUUGGUGCGCUCUGAUUGGUCAGGUGACCUGUACGGCAGCGUGACCGUGGACAGUGGCAGUCCUGUCAGCGCUGACCUCCUGCUGGACCAGGACCAGGAGCACGUUUAUGUCCUGACCAGCAGCAGGUUGUCCAAAGUUCCCGUGUCUUCAUGUGAGACACAGAAAGACUGUCAGUCCUGUCUCACUGUCAGAGACCCACACUGUGGCUGGUGUGUCCUGGAGGGAAGGUGUUGUCGUAAACAUCAGUGUCAGCGCCACCUGCAGUCCAAUCACUGGCUCUGGAGCUUUGAACCGACCAAUCAGUGUGUGACAGUACGAAGUGUGCAGCCUGCCAAUCAGAGCGCAGACGAGCAGACACAGGUAACACUGUCAGUCGUCCAGCUUCCCUCCCUCACUGAGGCGGAGCCUCUGUCCUGUGUCUUUGGACUCCUCCCACAUCAGCCCGCUAUCGUCAUGGGAACUAGCAUCACCUGUCAGUCACCUGCACCGGAACUCCUCCCUCCUAUGCCUUCAGGAAGUGAUCACAUGAUCCUGCCUGUGUCUUUGACAUUUGGUCACGUGACCAUCGCCACAGGAAACAUGACCUUCUACGACUGUGGGGCCGUGAGUCGACUCAACCAGAGCGCCCAGUGUCUCUCCUGUGUCCUCAGUGUGUGGACAUGUCACUGGUGUCCCUUGGAUCAGCUGUGCACUCACAACCACAGCUGUCCUCACCAACACAUCAUCCUCAACCACAGAGACUCUCUGGGUCCUUCCUCAUGUCCCCUCAUCUUCUCGCUGCUAAGUUCUGCCUUAGUGCCGAUUAGCCUUAGCAGCAGUGUGGUGCUGCAGGGACGAAACCUGGACGUGUUCACGGAUGAAGCUCAGUACGUUUGUAUCGUGGAAAUAAAUGGAGAUGAGUUUCACCUGAAAGCUGAAGAAAGAAAACACGACGACACACACACUUUUACCUGCAACUCACAUCAGUUUCAGUCGACCCUCAGUCAGCUUCAGUAUUCAGCUCCUGUUUAUCUGAGACGAGGAGAGCGCCGCAUCGACACGUCACCUGGUCUCCACCUCCAGCUGUACGACUGCUCUGCUGGCCAAUCAGAUUGCUCACAGUGCAGGGCGGUGCCUGAGGAGUACCGCUGUGUGUGGUGUCCGGGAAGCUCCGCCCCCAGCUGUGUUUACAACCAAUCGUGUAGCAGCGUACCUGCAGACACCUGCCCGCCCCCUCACAUCAGUCAGGUACUUCCUGUCUCUGGUCCUUUGGAGGGCGGAGUCUUGGUGACAAUUUCAGGUUCAAAUCUGGGGAUGAGGUACCAGGAUGUGGUGGGCGGAGUCACAGUGGCAGGUGUUCACUGUUCACCGCUACCUGAAGGUUACCAGAUCUCUACCAGGGUUGUGUGUGAGCUGCAGCCCAGUGGAAAACAGAGGAAGGGGAGUGUCCUUGUUGCCGUGGGAACAGGUUCAUCUGGAAGAUCGACACAGAUCUUCACCUAUCAGGACCCUCAGCUCGUGGCUCUGGUUCCUGACAGAGGUCCAGUCUCAGGAGGAACCAGACUGACCAUCAGAGGGCGCCACCUGCUGACAGGACAGAGCAGUGACCUGCAGGCUUUUCUGGGGACGCAGCCAUGUUACAUUGUGGAGGAGUUGACUGACUCUCAGCUGGUGUGUAGGACCGGGUCCAGUCCUCGGGUGGGUGGAGUCUCAGUCCGGGUUUUGUUUGGGAAGGCGGAGCGUAGCAUUCCUAAUGUGAGCUUCCGUUACCUUGACGACCCCGUCAUCACCGACGCCAAACCCGCCGAGAGUUUCUACGCAGGGGGGCGUGUCAUCAUCGUGACGGGCAGGAACCUGGACGUCGUGCAGCAGCCAAUCAUAUCAGUGUGGGUGGAGCCUGUGGAGGGGCAGAGGGUGAAACGGAGAAGACGAUUGGCCCUGCUGUCGUCCAGGCAACAGCUGGUGUUCAACAGCUCCAUGACAACGGUGUCGGAGCGCUGCUCUGUCCUGUCGUCCUCUCAGAUGACUUGUCUCACCCCCGCUGUGACGUCUCAGCUCAGAGUGAAGGACGUCUGGUUUCAGUUGGACAACGUCAGAGUUCACUUUGAGUCCAUCAAGGGGAAAACCUUCUCGUACUAUCAGAACCCAGAGUUCUUCCCUCUGAAUCGAGACGCUCCAGAUUCUCCGUAUCGUUUCAAACCAGGAGGAGUCAUCGCUGUGGAGGGACAGGACCUGACCAGAGCCAUGUCCAGACAGGAAGUGACUGCUCGUCUUGGAGACCAGGAGUGUGAGGUGAAGACACUGGACAACACUCAUCUGUACUGUGAACCUCCAGAGAGACAACCUCUGAGUGUGGACGACAGCAGCGAGCUGCCCAGCCUCAAGGUGUUCCUGGGGAGCCUGCAGGUGGACCUGGGACUGGUUCAGUACGACAGUGACUCUCUUCUGUCUCCCGUCCCAUUGGCUGCUCAGAUCAGUUUGGGGGCGGGGGCAGCGGUGAUCAUCCUGUCAGUGCUGGUCGUCAUCCUGAUGUACAGGAGGAAGAGUAAACAGGCUCUCAGAGAUUAUAAGAAGGUUUUGCUUCAGUUGGAAACUUUGGAAAUAAACGUGGGAGAUCAGUGUCGCAAAGAAUUCACAGACCUGAUGACAGAGAUGAUGGACCUGAGCAGUGAUGUAGGAGGACCAGGGCUCCCCCUGCUGGACUACAGGACAUAUGCAGAGAGAGUCUUCUUCCCUGGUCAGCAGAUGGCGAUGUUGAGUCGACAGCUGGACCUGCCAGAGUCCAGGAGGUCGACUGUGGAGCAGGGUCUACAGCAGCUCAACAACCUGCUCAACAACAGACUCUUCCUGACCCGGUUCAUCCACACCCUGGAGGCUCAGCAGGGUUUCUCUCAGAGGGACCGUGGUUACGUGGCCAGUCUCCUGACCAUGGCGCUCCACGACAAACUGGAGUACUUCACUGAGGUCAUGAAGAACCUGCUCCAGGACCUGGUCCAGCAGUACGUCGCCAAGAACCCCAAACUCAUGCUGCGCAGGACAGAGACAGUCGUAGAGAAGAUGUUGACCAACUGGAUGUCCAUCUGUCUGUACUCCUUCCUCAAGGAGGUGGCGGGCGAGCCUCUCUUCGUCCUCUACAGAGCUAUAAAGUAUCAGGUGGACAAAGGUCCAGUGGACGCUAUCACAGGAAAAGCCAAACGGACGCUGAAUGACAGUCACCUGCUGCGAGACGACCUGGACUACAGCGCCAUGACGCUGACAGUCCUGGUGAAGAACGGCGUUGAGGUCCAGCCUUGUCCCGUCAAAGUCCUGGACAUCGACACCAUCACACAGGUUAAAGAUAAGAUCCUGGAUCAGGUCUACAGAGGCGCCCCCUUCUCUCAGAGACCAGCGGCCGACAGUCUGGACCUGGAGUGGCGUUCAGGUCAGGCAGGUCACCUGACCCUGUCAGACGACGAUGUCACCGCGGUGGUUCAGGGUCGCUGGAAACGAAUCAACACGCUGCAGCACUACAAGGUUCCAGACGGAGCAACAGUCGCUCUGAUACCUCGCUCCCAGAGUUCAGGAGGAGUCAACCAGGUGUUCCAGACCGGAGAGAAAACACCGAUGUUAGAGGGUGAGGAAGACGAGGGUCUGCGUCUGUGGCACCUGGUGAAGAGCAGUGAAGAUCCAGAGAUACCAAAGCACCGCAAGAGCAGCAUGAGGGAGAGAGAGAGAGCCAAGGCCAUACCUGAGAUUUACCUGACCAGACUGCUGUCCAUGAAGGGGACACUGCAGAAGUUCGUGGACGAUGUCUUCGUUGCAAUCCUCAGUACGAAGCGUCCUCCUCCGAUCGCAGUCAGGUUCUUCUUUGACUUCCUGGACGACAUGGCGGAGAAACACGGCAUUGACGACCCAGAGACUGUCCACAUCUGGAAGACCAACAGUCUCCCACUCAGGUUCUGGGUCAACAUCCUGAAGAACCCUCAGUUUGUUCUGGACGUUCAGGUAACGGACAGCAUCGACGCCGUCCUGUCUGUCAUCGCUCAGACCUUCAUCGACUCCUGCACCACAUCUGAGCACAAAGUGGGACGGGACUCUCCUGUCAACAAACUGCUGUACGCCCGAGAGAUCCCCCGAUACAAGCAGAUGGUGGAGAGGUAUUACAGCGACAUCCACAGUGCUGCGUCUGGAUGUUACCAGGAGAUGAACUCUACACUGACUGAACUGUCCGGGAGUUUUGCAUCAGAGAUGAACAACUUUGUUGCUCUUCAUGAACUGUACAAGUACAUCAACAAGUACUACGACCAGAUCAUCAUGUCUCUGGACGAGGACAGCUCAGGACAGAAGAUGCAGUUGGCCUAUCGCUUGCAGCAGGUUGCUGCUCUGGUGGAGAACAAGGUCACCGACCUCUGAUGACCUCUGACACUUGGACAGAGACUGAAGCGUCUUCUCCGGAAAUCACUGGACUCUUUUUAACUUUGUGUUGUCUUCCUCUCUGUGUGUGUGUGUGUGCGUGCGCGCGUGUGUGCGUGCGUGUGUGUUAUACAGCAGCCAAACAGUCACUGACUGAAUAACUUAGUUAACCCAAACCUAAACUUAGUUAACCCAAACCCAGACCUGAACUAAACCAAACCUGAACAUGUCCAGUCUGCGAUGUAAGCGACAAUCUAACCAAUCAGAUCAGGGAACAUCGUCUUCUGCUGCCUUGCACUACAUUUCCCAGAGUUCCCUGCUGUCUCAAAGCACAAUAUUGAUAGUUUUUACUGAUCACGUGUAUUGAUUGAUUAUUGAUCUGCUGGAUGUUGUUUUUUUUGUAACUGACUAUAAUAAUUUUGCCUUUUCUACUGAAACCAGCGUCAUCACAACAUGUAAGGAUGAAGUGAUGACUAAUGAUAAUAAUAAUAGUAAUAAUGAGACCUCCCACUGACCUUUGACCUCUGUGGGGCGUUCACUGAAUCAGGAAGUUUUUGUAAAUUUGACCCUCAGUCUGACUCCACUUUCUGGUCGUGACCUCUGACCUCAGGACACAGCCCACUCCGGAUCCCAGUCUUCCUCACUUCCAUGUCGAGUCCAGAUUGAUUCCACAUGGUUCUCAGGUUUAGAUCAUGUAAACCUGAAUUAUUGUUAUUAUUGUUUUUCUAAUUGUUGUGGUUUAAAUUGAGCCUGAAUGAUCAAGGUGAUCGACCUGAUCAAUAAUCAACAAAUAAACCACUCAUAUUAAAGGUGAAGAACAGAAAGUCAAGUAGAAACUGGAAACAGACUGAAAGUUAAACGUUAAAGUCGAACCUGCUGAUAAAAAAACAAAAAAACAGUCCAAACAAUCUGAAUUCUGGGAUUUAUACUGUGUGUGUGUGUAUGUGUGUGUGUGUGCGCGUGUCUGUUACUGAGUCACUAACUUAUUGUAUGUACAUACCACAUGUACUAUUUAUACCUAUUUAUCCCAGCUGUGCCUUCACUCUCGCAGCUAGGUGGCACUGUCUGUCUGUUCUGACAGCAUCCUUUUUUUUUUUCUUUUUUUCAAUUCAUGUAUCCUGUUGCAUUGUGGGAAGAAAUUCAUUGUAAUGUUUAACUUUUAUUGGAUCAGGGAAGGAAACUAACCAACUCACAAUUUUCAUGUACAAAUGCCCACAAACCCCAGUCUAACAGUAGGUGGAUGCUAACAAACAGCUAGCGUAGCAUACACCAUUUUACAGACAGGCAGCUAAAAUAAAUUAUAGCAUAUUACACACCAGCUAGCUUAACACUGCACAACAUCAGCUAGCGUAACACUGCACAACAACCGGCUAUCUUAACACUACACAACAAACAGCUAGCAUAACACUACACAACAACCAGCUAGCAUAACACUACACAACAACCAGCUAGCGUAACACUACACAACAACCAGCAAGAAUAACACUACAUUUUAUUGCACAACUAGCUAGCUUAACACUACACUAUAUGACAGAACUACCGGCUAGCAUUAGCAAAACAACGUUCCACUUUAUAACAGUGAGUGAGACACAACCUUGAUAUUGACUGACAGUUUUUGUGUUUGUGACGUCAACAACGACGACCUGUCAAAUCUAUUAUUAUCUGUUAUCCACGACUGUGUAAACAUCUGUAAGCAGCUACAUUAUAUCACAUAUGCUACUUAUUUAAAAGUAGCUGUUCUGAAGCUAACAUUUUAAAUUAGCUGUUCAAAUAUGAAAAGUAUGGAAGAGCAUUUCUGCCACAUGGGCAAAAAGCAACGCAUAUUCAAGUCAUAAUUAUAACAUACAAACUCAUAAUAAUGAGAUACUAUUUAUGACUUAGUGUCUCAUAUUUAGGACAGAAAUGGGCUUCUAUAGAAAACCAGCUGUUUAAAACUUAAAUGUUUGACUUUGUCAGCAAUAAACACCAACUAACUUAACAAAUUUACAGAUUUUAAAGUGAUUUGAGAAGUUUUGUGGUGUCUGACAGGUGUGUGACAGGUGUGUGACGUUAACGGUUGUCAGUGUUUGCUCUGCUCUCACUGCGCAGACUGAAUUCACACCAUGUUUGUUAAACAGAUGAAAUCAUCAGCUGAGGGUUUGUUGUGAUCUGACUGACCCUGGAGACGGUCCUGCGUCUCCAUGGCAACAUUCUGACUUGGUAGUUUUAUUCAUCAGACACUUCCUGGACUGAAGCACAAAGUGAAGCAGCUCUUCUUUUUUUAUACGACAUGUUUAUGAAUGUUUGGUUUGAAACAUUUUGGACUGAUCGCAGCUUCUCUGUGUUUUUUCUUCUUCUUCUGGUUUUUCUGAUCUUUGCUGUUUAAUCUCUUAACUGUGUUUUGCCUUGCGUGCUUUUUGAGCCUGUGUUUGACCCGUAGUUGUAGUUCUCUCUGAUCAGAGUAGACAUGCAUGCGUGUAAUGAUGACGAUGAUGAUGAUGAAGAUUUACGGUGCUUGUUCAAACCGUUGCGUUUUUUGUUUUUUAAAAUAAAUUUGAAAGGUGGGGCUUAAACUCUGCCGCUCCACUGAUGAUGUAUAUGGAUGGAGGUCAAAGGCUGUAGUUUGACCUUUCACCUCCUGAUCUCUGUACAGUUUUCUAAUCGUCUGGACGUGAUGUCACAGAUCCUCAGCUCUGGUUGGUCGGGCUGCUUUUUUUUCUAUGAGGGACUGAAAAGUGCACAGAGUGAUUUUUUGUACUGGCUGUGUACAGUUUGAUAACUGUGUAAAUGUAUGUGUAAAUACAAGCAAUGUGAUGAAGAUGAGGCAAACACUUUGUAUCAUGUACAAAUAAAGUUAUAAUUUUAACAAA